Manis pentadactyla (Chinese pangolin) is the source of this 2697-nucleotide messenger RNA. RefSeq names its product rhotekin (gene RTKN). Gene Ontology annotation, biological process: mitotic cytokinesis; actomyosin contractile ring assembly; signal transduction. The record is from RefSeq and is a predicted model, not a curated record. NCBI's taxonomy places the organism in Eukaryota, Metazoa, Chordata, Mammalia, Pholidota, Manidae. Gene Ontology annotation, cellular component: actomyosin contractile ring. The transcript is spliced from 12 exons. The coding region runs from base 680 to 2335 and encodes 551 amino acids.
AGGGGCCCCAAGUUGGAAGAGCUGGCCCUGGGGAUUGGGCCGCAUUUACCCUUUCGUCUCAUUCCCUGGGCUCACUAUCCCCUCAAGUCCUUACCCCCAUCCCUCUUCCUCAAACUAAGCCAGAACUCCUCUCAGGAAUUUCCAGCCUCCAGACAAACCCCGCGACUCUGGAGAACCUGCAUGAGGCGUCCCCUCCCUGCCCCCUUCCAGCUGUGCCUGCCCCUCACGCCCUACUGGCACACGCAUUCCCCGUCCACCGGGCUAGGGAUGUGGGCGGGGGCUGGGGAGGAGCCAGAGUCGGAAUGAAAGGGUCUUUUUUUUCCACAGCUGGGAGAACAGCUGCCACCAAAGUAAGACUGGACACUCUGUGCCCAGAGCCCCCUCUGCAGCUGGCAUCCCCUCCUGGGACCCCACUUAUACUCACCCGCUUUCUUUUCCUUUCAUGCCUGGCUCCUGCCAGGGCCCUGGAACAGUGUAGGCAAGGAAAGUUAGUCGCAGCAGUGAGGUCUAACAGGAGUGCGCAGAGAGACAGGGGGAGCCUCUGCCCUCUGCCCAAGUCUGCCCACAUCUUUCAAGACCAGGGGAGCAGCAGGAGGAGAAAUUGUGGGGCAGUGUGGUGCCUGCCUGGCACCUGCCCUCUGAAGGGGUUGACAAGUAAAGGGGUACUGGGGGCACAGAGAUGCAAGACAGAUUGCACAUCCUGGAGGACCUGAAUAUGCUCUACAUUCGGCAGAUGGCACUCAGCUUGGAGGACACAGAGUUGCAGAGAAAGCUGGACCAUGAGAUCCGAAUGAGGGAAGGGGCCUGCAAGUUGCUGGCAGCCUGCUCCCAGCGAGAGCAGGCUCUGGAAGCCACCAAGAGCCUGCUGGUGUGCAACAGCCGCAUCCUCAGCUACAUGGGCGAGCUGCAACGGCGUAAGGAGGCGCAGGUGCUGGAGAAGACAGGCCGGCGGCCUUCUGACAGCAGGUCGCCCACUGAGCGCUCCCCCUGCCGUGGCCGGGUCUGCAUCUCUGACCUCCGGAUUCCACUCAUGUGGAAAGACACAGAGUAUUUCAAGAACAAAGGUGACCUGCACCGCUGGGCUGUGUUCCUGCUGCUGCAGCUAGGGGAGCACAUUGAGGACACAGAGAUGAUCCUCGUGGACAGGACCCUCACGGACAUCUCCUUUCAGAACAAUGUGCUUUUCACUGAGGCAGGGCCAGACUUUGAACUGCGACUGGAGCUGUAUGGGGCCUGUGUGGAAGAAGAGGGGGCCUUGUCUGGAGCCCCCAAGAGGCUUGCCACCAAACUCAGCAGCUCCCUGGGCCGCUCCUCAGGGAGGCGUGUCCGGGCAUCGCUGGAGAGUGCUGGGAGUUCAGGGAGCAGUCCCAUCCUGCUCCCCACUCCAGCUGUAGGUGGUCCUCGUUACCACCUCUUGGCUCAUGCAACUCUCACCCUGGCAGCAGUGCAAGAUGGGUUCCGCACUCACGACCUCACCCUUGCCAGCCAUGAGGAGAAUCCUGCUUGGCUGCCCCUCUAUGGUAGUGUGUGUUGCCGCCUGGUGGCUCAGCCUCUCUGUAUGACUCAGCCUACUGCAAGUGGUACCCUCAGGGUGCAGCAAGCUGGGGAGCUGCAGGACUGGGUGCGAGUGCAUGGAGUCCUGAAAGGCACGCACCUCUUCUGUUACCGGCAAUCUGAAGACGCAGACACUGGGGAGGAGCCGCUGUUUACUAUUGCUGUUAACAAGGAGACUCGAGUCCGGGCAGGGGAGCUGGACCAGGCCACAGGCCGGCCCUUUACCCUGAACAUCAGUAACCAGUAUGGAGAGGACGAGGUGACCCACAGCCUUCAGACAGAGAGUCGGGCAGCCCUGCAGAGCUGGAUGGAGGCUCUGUGGCAGCUUUUCUUUGACAUGAGCCAGUGGAAGCACUGCUGUGAUGAAAUCAUGAAAAUUGAAACCCCCACUCCCCGGAAACCACCUCAAAUACUGGCCAAGCAGGGAUCCUUGUACCAUGAGAUGGCUAUUGAGCCGCUGGAUGACAUCGCAGCGGUGACAGACAUCCUGGCCCAGCGGGAAGGCACGAGGCUGGAGACACCCCCACCCUGGCUAGCAAUGUUUACAGACCAGCCUGCCCUGCCUAGCCCCUGCUCAACUGCCUCAGUGGCCCCAGCCCCAGCCCGGACCCACCCCCUGUCCUGGGGGCGACCCCGAACAUUCUCCCUGGAUGCUGCCCCUCCAGACCACUCCCCUGGGGCUUCCUGCUCGGUUGCUCCUCUCCAGCUGCAGCAGUCCCCGCAGUCCAGAGGCCUCUGCAGCAAAGGCCUGGUCCGCACUUGGCUCCAGUCACCAGUGUGAGAGACAGAGGUGCUGGCACCAGGAUCUGGCCAGAUGAGAAGAUGACCUGCAUGCAACUGGGUGCUGUGUAUGGCACUGUCUUGUAGCAGGUUGACCAGCUUGGCCUCCCCUUCAUCUGCUGAACUAGGGGUAGGUUGGGGAGGGGGAGCAGAAGCCCCACUUGAGCUGUGGUUGCUAUGGUGCUGAGGGACUUAUUCCUGGAACUGGCUGGGACCCCCUACACCCUUCCUGGGAUAAAACUGGAACCAAUCCUACCCUCCCUCCCUGCACUAACCAGCUUUGAGGAUGGCACUGAAGAGCCCUGGGAGGUGAUGCACCUCCCUUGUGACUCCCACAUCAACCAUUAAAGUUAUUUAACAGCA